Messenger RNA from Cajanus cajan (pigeon pea), 1404 nucleotides. The record is from RefSeq and is a predicted model, not a curated record. NCBI's taxonomy places the organism in Eukaryota, Viridiplantae, Streptophyta, Magnoliopsida, Fabales, Fabaceae.
AUGACUGAUCAGCCAAACCAAUUGGUCGAUGCAGCAAAAGUAGGAGGGAGUGCACAUGCAUUGGAUCAUUCAAAUGCUGGCCAACAUGGUGAACCAGCUGAAUGUAGCCAGCACCCGGAUGGAGGCUUGGCUGCUGCAACUACGCAGAAUGGUGCAGCUGGUGAUGGCCUCCAAGCAAAUGGAUUGAAUCCACCGAAUGAGGCUGUUGCUACACCUGCACAUGCUGCUACUGUUGCACCACUUGAAGUCCCUAAUAAUGUAGCCUAUACUGAUCAUGCAGGGACAGGUGUUGUGUAUCAAUCAGCUGCAGCUGCUGAUUCAAAUGUAGUAAUUGUUGAAGCUGCGGCACAUCAGAAAUUUGCAACUGCUGAUUCAGCAGCUGUAAUUGGUGCAGCAAAUCAUAUCACAUCUGAUAUGAAUGAUCCAGAUAAGAAUGGUAUUAGGUCAGUGAAUCGUGGCACUAAUGAAGUGGGAACACAUGAUGUGCUGCCAUCCUUUGUUCCAGCAGCUAAUAUGGCUACAAUGCAACCAAGAACUUUUGAUUUGAUACGGCCAGAAUUGGAGUAUGCUGCAGCUGUUGCUCAUGUGACCACCAAUGCUGGUGCAGUAGCUCACUCAGCUGAAUCAAAUAGUGGAAGUAAAUCUGGUGCUGUAGUUGACUCUGGUCUCACAAAGGGACGCAUACCUACCCCAAGGAAUGCAGCACAUGUGAGUAGCAAUGUUGGAGCUGGCUCACUUCAGUCAGGCGGUGCUCUCAUAAUUCACAAGGCUGCUGAUGCAGCUGAUGUUUUGGCUUCAAAGGCAGCCAUGGAACCUGCAGCAACUGCUGCAAAUAUGACCAAUAUCGUUGGUGCAGCAGCUCACUCAGCUGCAUCGGGCUCAGCAGCUGCUUCUGGUCCCAAAAAGGGAAGCAUAUCUGCACCUGCAUCAGCAACUCCAAUAACAGCUGCUAAUGUAAAUGAGUCUCUCACAGACAUUCCUACCUCAGAGGAUUUAUCCAACAAUCAAAGCUGUGAUGUGGAAACCGAUCCAGAAACCGCAUCAAGUGAUGAAACACCCCCGCCUAAUCCAUAUAAGGCUUUCAAGCACCGCACUGCUCGUCAGGACUGGCCUUCUUGUGCUGAAAUUGCAGCAAAAAUAACAGCUGCUAAUGUAAAUGAGUCUCUCACAGACAUUCCUACCUCAGAGGAUUUAUCCAACAAUCAAAGCUGUGAUGUGGAAACCGAUCCAGAAACCGCAUCAAGUGAUGAAACACCCCCGCCUAAUCCAUAUAAGGCUUUCAAGCACCGCACUGCUCGUCAGGACUGGCCUUCUUGUGCUGAAAUUGCAGCAGUACACAAAAAAUAUAAUGCCUAUAAGCUGAGGUCUAGAAAAAAGGCUGCCAAAUCCUCUAAAUUCUCUUAA